AUGAUCUUCGCUCCAGCUGUUCUCGCUCUUAUUGCAGUGCCUGCCAUGGCCGAGGAAACCCAGUCUUACGUCUACUCUGACGACGGUAAGGUCUUCACUGUUACCUUCUCUGGUGACGAGGUCAGCAGCAUUGCUACCAAGACCAACACCAUCACCGAGUCCGACUCCACCCGUACCAGAACCUUCAUCACCUGGAUUGGCGAGGGUCCUCGUCCUACAGGUGCUUCUACCUUGGACCACGGUAACGAGCUGGACUCAGACGAGGAGGACUUGUGGUCUUCUGACGACGAGGGUGUUUUCCUUGAGUGGCCUAGUGGCACCUCUGUUUCUGCCGAUGACGAUGGAAACAACACCGACAAUGACCCAGACAGUGACUCUGACGACGAGUCUCCUUCUGGAAGCGUUGCUCCAGCUGCUUACCAGAGCACUUCUCAAGAAGCUGCUGAAACCAAUGGUGAAGCCAGAACCUACACCUACUCAGACGAUUCUAUCUUCACUGUGACUUUCCAGGGUGCUGGUGUUGAGGACAUUGCCACCACUUUGAAAACCAUCACUGGAAGUGACUCCACCCGUGAGAGAACCUACCUUACCUACACUGGACAAGGUGCUCGUCCUACUGGUGAGACCUCCUAUGGAGGUGCUGAUGACUCUGAUGCUGAGGACUUGUACUCUUCUGAUGAUGAUGGAGAAUUCCUUUCUUUGCACGAGGCCGAGGAGGAGGUUGCUUCCAGCUCUGCUGCUCCAGCUGCUUCUGGAGCUCCGGUUGUUUCUUCGUUUGACAAUGCCGGUGAGGCUGCUUCCUUUGGAGUCAAGGCCGUUUUGGCCGGUCUUGCCAUGGCUCUUUUGUAG
This is a messenger RNA of Candidozyma duobushaemuli, 849 nucleotides long. RefSeq lists its product as uncharacterized. The record is from RefSeq and is a predicted model, not a curated record. The coding region runs from base 1 to 849 and encodes 282 amino acids. NCBI's taxonomy places the organism in Eukaryota, Fungi, Ascomycota, Pichiomycetes, Serinales, Metschnikowiaceae. The transcript has a single exon.